CUUAUUCUCUUUCCGAUCGGACAAGCCACGACACAUGUCUUAAUGCUAACAAAGAAACUCUCUCGUCUCUCAAAGUUCUCACCUUUUGAGAACGGAGAUCUUCUUCAUCCUCUCUUUACAGUUUACAUCACUCUCUCACUAACCAUCUUCAAGCUCUCACCUUUUUGUUCCGUCUCUGGAGAAAACCGAACAUAACAUGAGAAAGACAUCUGUUUCAUCUUAUUCUAGCAGCUUCGGUGGUGGGUUUCUAAGUCCCGGAGCUCCUCCGAGCUAUACCGAUAACAACAAAGGAUGGAGCUCCGAGAGAGUUCCACCUCCUUCCUCUUCUUCCAUUUCCACAAUCAAAGCCCCUCGUCGCCGCAUCGGCUCCGCCUCCGCUUUAACGACGCCGUUUUACAGCGGCAGAGCGAUACCGUCGAAAUGGGAAGACGCCGAGCGGUGGAUUUGUAGCCCCGCGGUGACAACAAACCCUCAGAGACGGCAGAAGUCCAAAAGCGGUCCCAUUGCUCCUCCUCCUCCUCCUCCCGCGCUGCCGCAUCCGAGGAUGGUGAUGAUGCGGGCGGUGGAAGCUCCUCCUCAGGGGAAUUUUAAGAAGGGUUUGAUGGUGGUUGGCUCGCCGUUCUCCACUGGUGUUUUGGAGGCGGAGAGGGUGUUCAGAGGGAGUGUCGGUGGUGGGCAUGGACAUAGCCAGAGCUGUGCUGAUUUGAUGAGUGAAGAGACUUCAUCACUCAGCUCCAAAACUGAUACUGUUUAUGCAGAGGAGAAAGAAGAGGUGGUUACAAGAAGAGAUAUAGCUACUCAGAUGACUCCUAAUAAUAAUCAUCAUUCUCCUCAAGAGCUAUCUGUUUCUGUGAUUGAGCCUCCUCCUUGUAGAGGUGGUGGGGAAGUGAGAGAAGUGAAGAUGGAUAAAGGAGCAAGGUUGAUCAAGCAUCCCAAGAGAAGAGUCAUGUCUUCUUCUUCUAGGAUUAUCAGGAGAGAUCCUCAACCUGAGGCCGAAGCCAACUCUGCUUCAUGGGAUAUCUCAGAACCAGCCAUGACUCUUUUUAAGUUGCAUAGAGAGGAAGCGAAGAUAGCAGCUUGGGAGAAUCUCCAGAAGGCUAAAGCAGAAGCCGCCAUGAGAAAGCUAGAGGUGAAGCUGGAGAAGAAGAAGUCAGCAUCAAUGGAUAAGAUCUUGAGCAAGCUUCAAACAGCUAAGGUGAAAGCACAAGAGAUGAGGAGAGGUACUGCAGUAUCUAGUGGUGACCAUGAACAAAUAUCAAGAAACUCGGCGAAGAUCACUACUCAUCUUGUAAGAAGACAUACUUUCAUGUCACCUUUCAUGACUUGCUUUGCUCCUCGUGUUGAUUGCAGAAAAUCUUCCUCUGCCCUCUAAAUUUGUUUCUUUCUAAAAACACAAAUUUGAACAAAAAGAAACAACAAAAUGUACACUGCAAAUGUUCUUGUAAAGGUUUUAUCUGUUUUAAA
This is a messenger RNA of Brassica oleracea var. oleracea, 1464 nucleotides long. RefSeq lists its product as uncharacterized. NCBI's taxonomy places the organism in Eukaryota, Viridiplantae, Streptophyta, Magnoliopsida, Brassicales, Brassicaceae. The record is from RefSeq and is a predicted model, not a curated record. The coding region runs from base 197 to 1372 and encodes 391 amino acids. The transcript has 4 exons.